UGAGUCAUUCACUUAUCACCGUCAAAGGCCACCAAAGGCCGGGCGGUGAAGCGGAACCUCGCUGUAGGGCGUGCCGGGGAGUUGUGCCUGUCCUCCGCAGAAAGUGCCGUGCGGAGUAGUCAUCGCGCAUUUAAAAUCCGUCGUCGCCCUUAUCAUCCCUCCCCCCAUUCAUUGCAUUGGCUGACAUACCUCAUUCGGCAAUGAAGUCCCUUCAGCAAUUGACUCGCCGCAAGGCGCUGGCUGGUCUUGCGACCCCUCGCCUGGCUUCACAGACCUUCGCGUCCCAGAGGCUAUGGCAAAGAAACUUCGGCGUGACUGCUUCCGCCGCUUCUCAGCUUGCUGCUCUGGAUGCCUCGAAGCUGUCCAUCACCAAGACCACGACUCCUAAGGAGCUGACGCCGCCGAAGGAUCUGGUCUUUGGAAAGUACUUUACCGAUCAUAUGCUCACCGUUGAGUGGACCGCUACUGAUGGCUGGCACUCCCCUCAAAUUGUCCCCUACCAGAACCUCAGCCUGGAUCCCUCCACAUGCGUCUUCCACUACGCUUUCGAGUGCUUUGAGGGAAUGAAGGCAUACAAGGAUAAGAAUGGAGGAACCCGGUUGUUCCGUCCCAACAAGAACAUGGAACGCCUGAACAAGUCUUCUGCGCGCAUUGCUCUCCCGACUUUCGACGGCGAGGCUCUGACCAAGCUGAUUGGAGAGUUUGUGAAGUUGGACGACCGCUUCAUUCCGGAUGCUCGUGGCUACUCUCUUUACCUGCGCCCUACCAUGAUCGGUACUCAGAAGACUCUAGGCGUCGGCCCUCCCGGCUCUGCUCUGCUCUUCGUCAUUGCCAGCCCCGUGGGCCCUUACUACCCUACCGGUUUCAAGGCCAUCUCCCUCGAGGCCACUGAUUACGCCGUCCGUGCCUGGCCCGGUGGUGUUGGUGACAAGAAGCUUGGCGCCAACUACGCUCCUUGCAUUCUGCCUCAGCUCGAAGCUGCCUCUCGUGGCUUCCAGCAGAACUUGUGGCUCUUCGGCGAGGAAGAGUACGUGACCGAGGUCGGCACCAUGAACCUCUUCAUUGCUAUCAAGAACAAGGAGACUGGCAAGAACGAGCUGAUCACUGCUCCCCUCGACGGUACCAUCCUCGAGGGUGUCACCCGUGACUCCGUCCUCGCCCUUGCCCGGGAGCGUCUCGCCCCCAAGGGCUGGGAGAUCUCCGAGCGCAAGAUCCGCAUGUCUGAUGUCGCCCAGGCCGCCGAGGAGGGCCGUCUGAUUGAGGUCUUUGGUGCUGGCACCGCGGCCAUCGUCAGCCCCGUGCGCAGCAUCAGCUACCGCGGCAAGCUUGUGGACUGCGGUCUGAAGAAGGACGAGGAGGCGGGCGAGAUUGCCCUCCAGAUGAAGAACUGGAUCGAGGGUAUUCAGUACGGUGAUGAGCCGCACGAGUGGAGUUACGAGAUUUAAUCGUCGACAAAGUAGAUUCAUAAAGAUGAAGGCCGGGCGUCCGUAUUGGGAUAUACUUUUAUUACUGCUCAACUGACCUUACCUUGAUUCAAUGCAUCAUCGCAUUUGUUUUAUUCUCAAGCAUUGAUUUCAUACAAAAGCUCCGAGAUACGAUAUAUCUUCUGACUGUGAUUUCAGAGAUGUCUCAAAAGGCGGUCUUCUCUAUAUAUUUCGGGUCCUUCAUACAAAUGGCAAAGCUUUCGAGUCAAUACUUAAAAAUGCGAGCAAAUUGUAUAUUUACGGAAACCAAUGUCCAAUCUCCAGUGGGCUAUCACAAUCCUCCCUCUUCAAGAACUUGUGGCAGUAAAGAUCUGUAUUUUUUUUCAACUUUCGAAGCGUCUUUCA
Penicillium brasilianum is the source of this 1829-nucleotide messenger RNA. The record is from the annotation of a GenBank genome assembly. Lineage: Eukaryota; Fungi; Ascomycota; Eurotiomycetes; Eurotiales; Aspergillaceae.